Messenger RNA from Hibiscus syriacus, 758 nucleotides. RefSeq lists its product as uncharacterized. NCBI's taxonomy places the organism in Eukaryota, Viridiplantae, Streptophyta, Magnoliopsida, Malvales, Malvaceae. The transcript is spliced from 3 exons. The record is from RefSeq and is a predicted model, not a curated record. The coding region runs from base 95 to 637 and encodes 180 amino acids.
CUUAACUUUUUUCUAUCGUCUUUUUGCUUCCCUGCGUCACAUUUUCUCGAGAUUUUUGCUUUUGCUUUCUGGGUUUUAUUUAUUUGUUUGAACUAUGGCUUCAAGGUUGUUACUAGCUCUGGUUUUUGUGAUUGAUCUGAUUGCUUUCGCACUUGCUGUUGCUUCUGAGCAAAGGAGAAGUACUGCGACUGUUGGUAAAGAUGGAAAAGAAAGUUAUUGUGUUUAUGAUGAGGAUAUUGCAACUGGUUUGGGUGUGGGUUCAUUCCUAUUCCUUCUGCUUAGUCAAAUGAUAAUAAUGGUGGCUAGUCGAUGCUUAUGUUGUGGGAAGGCCAUGAGACCAAGUGGAUCUAGGGCAUGGGCGGUUGUCCUAUUUAUCACUUGUUGGGUGUUCUUUUUCAUUGCAGAAGCUUGCUUGCUGGCGGGGUCAGUGCGGAAUGCUUAUCACACCAAGUACAAGAACCUCUUAAACGAUCCCCCUUCAUGCGCGACACUGAGAAAGGGCGUCUUUGGCGCUGGGGCUGCAUUUGUUUUCCUAACAGCCAUUGUCUCUGAGCUUUACUAUGUGAGUUAUUCCAAGGCUGAUGAUGCAACAAUAAACAACGGCAAAGACACUGGAGUGAGGAUGGGAAACCUAUAGAUGGAUGUGCUCGGAGACCGUCGUAAGGAAUCUAAAUUUUGUAUCCGUUGUUAAUUGACCUUAACGUUUUUGUAGUAGACAAGUUGGGUGACAAUAUGUGUGAUUGAUGUGUGUUUCCCAC